AUGACACCGAGACGCUUCAACCCGUUCACGCGCGCGCCCACCAUCUCAGCCCCCACCGAGGCAGUCCAAGUCGCGCACCGCGUCGCGGACGCCAUGUUCUCCCCGCCCGCGAUCCGGAGCCACCAUGCCAGCGUAGUGCCAUUGUCUCCAACCCCACCACAGGACCACAUGCUACCCUCAGACUCGUCUAUGACCCAACCGUCCGACUUUGCUCCGCCUAAACACCCCGUUCCAUACGACGAUCUCGAGAUCCUCCGCGAUAGCCAGUACUCGUCCGAGUGCUCGGAUAUCGGCUCGCCGUCCGCAUAUGAGCCGAGUGCGGAGGAGGUGGCGCAGUUUGCCGUGCUGGCGCGUGCGAGUAUCGUGUCGGACCGCCGGUCGGUCGAGUCGGACGACGCGAAACAUACCGUGCUGGACAAGGGUAAGGGCCGAGCGGUCGACGAGCAUGGUCACGAUCACGAGCGCGACCACGAUCACGAUCACGAUCACGAUCACGGCUCCCGACACGUGGGCGCGUACGCUGUCAACAUUGAUGAAUGGAGGUGUGCGCCCCUCUCGCCUGGACUUGAGAACACGAGGGCGAGACGCGACAACCUCUCUGUGCCUGUUGUGCCAUUCCACUCUGGGCAUGUGGCAUAUGGGUCGUAUCCCAUCAACAUUGACCAGUGGGCCGCACCUCUCUCGCCCGAUCCGAGUGCCAGUCGCGACAGCUUUGGCUCUCCCUCGCACCAGGCCUCGUCGUCAACCUCACCCCCCGAGAGCUUCACCAUCACAUCCGGCUUUGGCGCACACUGCAGUGACACAAACUUGCCCUUGCCCGGUUCGAUAUCUCGUUCCGACUCAAGUACAGGGCCACCACGAACGACUCCACGCCGAGCCCCUCCGCCGCCGCUCAAGCUCGCGAAGAGCAACAGCUCGCUUGGACGCGAAUCCACGCCUAGCAUUACCUCACGACGUAACUCGGACGACUCGCUUGGCGUCGUGAUUGAAGCGCAUAGGCCCAAGCACGCGGGGCCUGUUUGGAACGACAAACACUCGGACUCGGCGUGGGACAGGGACGGGGACGCAGAAAAGAGACCCGAGAUGCACAAUGUCGCACUCACCCCGUUUGCGAGGGAGGCAUCGUACUCGACUACGGGACGCAAGUCGGGCCUUGUGGGCAUCCUCAAGACCAAGCGGGCGAGUAAGUGCGAGCCCAAGAGGGUCCGUCUUGCUUCGCCAAAGGCGAGCGCUUGGGAAAAAACCAUUCUCGCACAGCAAGCACAGUCGCCAGGCAGGUUCGAGUACAACGUCGGAAGGUACCAGGAGCCCAAGGCGCGACGGAGCUGUCGCAGCCGCAUCCGGCCAAGCUGGAUUGUGGGUUUGGUGCUGCUGAGCAUCAUCAUUGUCGUCAUUGUCGUCCCGUUCAAGCUCAAGAGGAAGGAGGAGCCGCCACCGAGCAUAAUAGCCCCGUCUCCAGUCGCGCCGGAAAACUUCACAGGCGACGUCAGCGAAUGUCUCCUCCCCUUCCUGAUGGCGGUGAACAGCAUUGGUCCUCUGUAUCCCUGCGGAGCGUGUCGAACCCUCUUGGCCAACCACACGAACGACUUUCUCAACGACAUGAACACGACGUACACGGGUAUCGGUGCGGUGAGGCAGUACUGUGCGCUGAUGGACGUGUUCUUCGACUCGAGCGUGUCCAGCCUUCACCAAGGCAAGUGGGGUGCGGACAUGGAACCGUGUGGCGGAUGGCAAGGCAUCCAAUGCGACGCUCGCAAACGCAUCACCACUCUCGAACUGGUUUAUCCCGGCGUACCGGCACGACUCCCCGCAUCCUUCCAAGACCUAGUAUCGCUUCAGACCUUCCGGGUCGUUGGCGACGGACAACGACCACAAGGUUUCCUCCCACCCAACAUUGCCGUAUUGCCAAACAUGACCACCUUGGACCUCCAAUACACUGGGCUAGGAGGAACGGUGACGAAUGUUUCGGCGUCGAUGCGCAACCUAACAAUGGUGUCUAAUCCGGCCCUCAAGCCGCCGAUGAACUUGAGCUCCAUCCCGCUCGACGCGCUUGUCCUAGCCGACCAGAACCUCACCUCCCUCCCCUCCCUCCCGUCCUCUCUCCGGGUCUUGGACCUCAGCCACAACUCUCUCAACGUAAGUCUUAGCCCGCUCAUGGCCCUACCCUACCUCAACACCUUGUAUCUCCAACACAACGACUUGGAGCGAUUCAUACCGCCGCCCGGAGCGCCGAUCGAGGUCCUCAGCCUGGCUGGUAACCCCCGCCUCGUGGGGGGACUUUGGAGUGCAACGUGUAGAGGAUUGCGGGCAUGCGAUGCGCGCGGGACAGCGAUGGGCAGGAACUGCACGACGUGUUACUAUGAAGAAUGA
Molecule: messenger RNA, 2370 nt
Organism: Cutaneotrichosporon cavernicola
Lineage: Eukaryota; Fungi; Basidiomycota; Tremellomycetes; Trichosporonales; Trichosporonaceae
Exons: 3
Coding region: 1-2370 (789 amino acids)
Molecular function (GO): protein binding
Source: RefSeq, a predicted model, not a curated record